Cynara cardunculus var. scolymus (artichoke) is the source of this 963-nucleotide messenger RNA. RefSeq names its product proteoglycan 4-like. The transcript has a single exon. The record is from RefSeq and is a predicted model, not a curated record. Bases 1 to 963 code for a protein of 320 amino acids. NCBI's taxonomy places the organism in Eukaryota, Viridiplantae, Streptophyta, Magnoliopsida, Asterales, Asteraceae.
AUGGCUUCACCGAACAGUGUCUCCCUAGGAUUCUUGUUCUUGAUACUGACCCUAAGUUAUGGCUCGGGCUCAGCUCGUAAACUCAUCUCCGACGACAUCAUGCUAACCGAGAACAACGAAUUAGAAAGACGACUCGGUCAAGAAUCAAUACCAACUGCAAGCGUUCCUAAGUCGCCAGAUUUUGUGUCUACAGAUGGAUCUCCCGGCGACGAACCUACGAGCUUCGGCGGCAAACAAGUGGCGUGCGGUCAUCCUUCCUGUGGGCCCCAGAUCCCGGGUCCAAACUGUCAAAAUGGUUGUCUUUCUUGUGGGUGUGGCCAAGCUUAUCCUCAACCUCAACCAGCUUAUCCUCAACCCCAACCAUCCUAUCCUCAACCUCAACCAGCUUAUCCUCAACCCCAACCAUCCUAUCCUCAACCNCCUCAACCAGCUUAUCCUCAACCCCAACCAUCCUAUCCUCAACCUCAACCAGCUUAUCCUCAACCCCAACCAUCCUAUCCUCAACCUCAACCAGCCUAUCCACCCCAGGCUAGCGCAGGAUGUCAACCAGCCUAUCCUCCGCAACCUGAACCGAACUAUCCUCCGUGGCCCGAACCAGCCUACCCACCACAGCCGGAACCAGCCUACCCACCACAGCCUGAACCCACUUAUCCUCCAUGGCCCGAACCAGCCUAUCCUCCCCAGCCAGAACCAUCAUAUCCUCCGCAGCCUGAACCGGCUUAUCCUCCCCAGUCCAGACCGGUCUAUCCUCCGCCUAUGACUGGUCCUAGACUGACUUCUGAAAGUCCGGGAAGCCUGACUCACGAGCCAUCGUGUACUAAUCUUGGCUGCAAGCCUUCAAGUGGACUCAUAACUAGGAGCCCUAUGACCAUAGAAGAUCAAAUAGACACUCGUGGCACCGGCAAGGGUGGAUCGAUGAACGAACAAGUUGUGUCUGAUACGGAAUCGGCGAAUGGUUCGUAG